CCUUCCCAUGCUACUUCGAGACCUUACUAAUGAACCAUAUAAUAUAACAUAAUAUAUAUGAAUGUGAGCCAACCAAAACUGUAUAUAUAGCUCCAACAUUCACCAUCCUAACUCAUCAAUACAAGACAAUCCUUGUCUAUCAAAGUCACUACGUACUCAUCCAUGGCUUCUCUUUCCUCAUCAAACUCAGCUUAUUUGCUGUUGUUCGUUGUUAUUGGCUCUUCGAUAUUGGCUGCCUCUGCUGGUGAUCUCAAAAAAGAUUUGGAGAUUACAUGGGGUGAUGGCCGAGCUAAGAUGCUCAACAAUGGCGAGCUUCUCACUCUUUCUCUUGACAAAGCUUCUGGCUCUGGUUUUGAGUCGAGGAAUACGUUCAUGUAUGGCCAGAUCGAUAUGCAGCUCAAGCUUGUGGCUGGAAACUCUGCAGGAACUGUCACUGCUUACUAUUUGUCCUCAAAAGGGUCAGAUUGGGAUGAGAUUGACUUUGAGUUCUUGGGAAAUCUGAGUGGCGAUCCUUACAUUCUUCACACCAAUGUGUUCAGCCAAGGCAAAGGCAACAGAGAGCAACAGUUCCACUUAUGGUUUGACCCAACUGCUGAUUUCCACACCUACUCCAUUCUUUGGAAUCCUAAGAACAUUAUCUUCUCUGUGGAUGGAACUCCAAUUAGAAAGUUCAAGAACUUGGAAUCAAACGGUAUCCCAUAUCUGAAGGACAAGCCAAUGAGAAUUCACUCUAGCCUUUGGAACGGUGACGAUUGGGCCACAAGGGGUGGCUUGGUCAAGACAGAUUGGAGCAAAGCUCCUUUCACAGCAUCCUACAGGAACUUCAAGGCCAAUGCUUGUGUUAUAGCUUCUUCUGGUUCAUCUUCAUGUGCUUCCAAGUCUCAACCCUCCAAUUCAUGGUUCAACCAAGAGUUGGAUUCAAACGGUGAAAAGAGGAUGAAAAGUGUACAAAAGAAAUUCAUGAUCUACAACUAUUGCACUGAUGCUAAGAGAUUCCCUAAAGGAUUCCCUAAAGAGUGCAACAUGUCCUGA
Molecule: messenger RNA, 1032 nt
Organism: Humulus lupulus (European hop)
Lineage: Eukaryota; Viridiplantae; Streptophyta; Magnoliopsida; Rosales; Cannabaceae
Product: probable xyloglucan endotransglucosylase/hydrolase protein 23
Exons: 3
Coding region: 163-1032 (289 amino acids)
Biological process (GO): xyloglucan metabolic process; cell wall biogenesis
Cellular component (GO): apoplast; cell wall
Molecular function (GO): xyloglucan:xyloglucosyl transferase activity; hydrolase activity, hydrolyzing O-glycosyl compounds
Source: RefSeq, a predicted model, not a curated record